AUGCACCUGCUGGAAGAUGUCUCGGAACAUCUUCGAAGCUUAUUUGAAAGAGGACCCCAGUCAUCCGAUGCGCUUGAGCAAUUGAGUCAAUUAGCUGCACUGGAUGGUCUCUCAGAACCUGAAUUGCACAUGGUGUUGGACAUAGUCUUCGACUACUCAUUGAGAAGCACUUUACGCCAGACUCUUAUCACCAAAUGCCUCGUGCCCAAUGGCGAAUACUUGAUUCAAGUUGAUACAAUAUCUCGAAUCUUAGGUGCCGUUGGGGUCUCCGAGGUAUACUUCAGAAACGGGAAGCAACUCAAACUGAAAAGACUUCCUCCUACAUCGCAAAACUUACUACUAGAGUGGUUGAUUUGUGCUCUGCAUCUCUUUGGAAAGGCAUUGUUCGAAGAGCUACACAGACUUUUACCCACCCUAUUCGGCUUGCUUUCCUUUGAAUACCUGAGACCAAAUAUCACCACACUCAUUAUCCUUGCACUUUCGGAACAACGUAAGCUGAAAGACGUCUUCACAAGUCAAAGAAAGUAUGCGUUAAAGCCCUGGCAUGUCAAUGUGGUGCUCAGCCUAUCUUCAAAGUUUCCUUUCGACCCCUCCAUCAAAUCCCUACUAGCAUUCAUGAAACGUUUAAACCCAACCCUAGACUUGCGUGGUUCAUCAGAAUCAGGUUCUUUAGGGCUAUCCAAAGCGGAAGCUGUGAAGUAUCCAAAUAAAGAGCUCGUGACACUUUUGAGUGCAAGGCGUUCGUCAUCCGACUUAUGGGAGAUAAAAGAGGUGAAGGACAAGGUUCAGAGGAUCUUCGACUCCUUCACAACCCCUGCGUUCAAAAAGAGAAAGAUAAUCAUUAAUUCAUUCAACGAUUUGGACCUACUUGAAUCGCCCGAAACAGAAACCGUUUCGAUUGGAACUGUCGAAUCACUUCGAACAUUGAUAGAUGAGUUUGACAAAAUCUCGAUGGCGAAUCCAGGGUCACUCUUCACAUUGAGUAACAUCACCAACGAAAAGUUACGAGAGUAUUUCGUCGCGUUUCAUUUGAUUUUGGCAAGCGUUGAUCUGCCGAUAAUCAAGAAAUUCAUUCAAGCUGUCCAGUUUCACGCGCUAUCGCCUUCCGCUUCACAGACUGCUUUCGAUCAGUUAUACUUGAUUGGACAGUUGGGGUGCUUUGAACAACUCACGCAACCUUUCGAAGUGGCUAUAUCCAAUGGCUCCAUCAAAGAGACAAGGCAAUGUAAACUUUUGAGCUUACUCCCACCAAACGAUGGCCCAAUUCAGACCUUUAUCAAUCGUCUCAAUGACGGGAACGAUCAUGAGUACUGGAGUUCAGUAUUCUUUGAACUCUCAAAGACAUUUCUUAAGUGGAACGUUCUCCACAACGAGUACGGCUUCUUUCAGAAUGUUUACCAAUCCAUACAUAACAUUGUUGGAACCCUUUUCUCCAUUGCUGAAGUGCAAUGGGGAAAUUUUUCUCUACUGACGAAAUUGAAAUUCACGACCCUCUUGCGCUCCAUAAAGCAAGUAGGGUUUGCAGAAGUUCUGGCUACCAUGGACUUCGGUGUGCUCAUACCCAGUCCUACUUUAUUUUAUCAGAUGAUAAUGUCCACAAACCCAUUCAUUUUGUCAGAGGCGCUAGGCUACAUCGCCUUCUUACGAACACUCAAAUUUGAAGAAGGAGGAGACUCAUUGAAAUUGAGGAACAGUCUUAUCAUGGAUUCGAUUAAUCUCGUCUGGCUCGAUCAAGCAUUUAAAAUCGAAGAAGGUACGUUCAACAAGGGUAUGUUCCUUGAUGCAGAGUACUUGAAGAAAUUAGCUGGUCUAAGCUUCUUUAGUUACUCAGAUCUUAUCGAGCUCAAGAAUGUGGGAGGGUUAUCGCACAAUCCCGGCACAUCGUACCUAGCGGCUGAGAUUAUCUGGAACCUUGAGGAUGAUGAGGACGAAAUCACGGUGAGACAUCCCGGGCCACUUUCAGAGGAAUCUGUGGCCAUGUUGCAACAGAAUCCCGAGGUCAAGUGGGUGCUGAAGAGCUACUUCGAGAUCAAGGUCAACCUUCUCAACAGACUCGAUAGCCUUGGCUUCACAGGUCUUGGCGACCUUUUGUUUUCUUCCUUACGGCCAUUGGCUUCGUUACGCCAAAGAAAGAAUGCCUCAGUGAACGAAGCAUACUCGCAGGUCUGGGGUUCUGGAAAGCUGAGAAUGAAGCUUUCACCGGGUCAACCUUUCCUUCGUGUGACUUUGCGCUCCCUUGCGUCGUCCCUGAACGCUGCGCCCCAAAUAAAACUUAAUGAAAUAGACAAGAAAUGGAUGCAAAAAUGGAAAGAUCAGCCCAUUGAAUACGCCAAAUAUUCACCCAAGAAGGACGAGCUGUAUUACUGUCUCUCUAUGUUCCCAUACCCUUCUGGCACCCUUCAUCUAGGCCAUCAAAGGGUCUAUACCAUUAGUGACGUUAUAUCGAGAUUCAAGCGUUUGCAGGGCUACAAUGUCAUACAUCCAAUGGGUUGGGAUGCUUUUGGCCUACCAGCAGAGAAUGCAGCUGUCGAAAGAGGAAUCAAUCCUGCUGUUUGGACGGAGACGAACAUUCAGAAAAUGAAGGACCAGAUGGAGCUCAUGCUCGCUGACUUCGACUGGGAGAGAGAGGUCAACACGUCUUCCCCGGAGUACUAUAGAUGGACACAAAAAAUCUUCACUUUGCUUUUCGAAAACGGAUUGGCUUACAGAAAGGGUGCUGAGAUCAAUUGGGAUCCGGUUGAUCAGACUGUCUUGGCCAAUGAGCAGGUCGAUUCAGAAGGAAGGUCAUGGAGAUCUGGAGCCAAGGUCGAGAAGAAAAACUUGGAGCAGUGGUUCAUCGGUAUCACCAAGUACGCAAGUGCGCUACAGAAAGAUCUCAAGAUAUUAGAUCAAUGGCCUGAAAAGGUGAAGGCUAUGCAGAAGCAUUGGAUUGGCGAAAGCCAUGGUGCAGAAAUCACUUUCCCUAGCCUGGGGAGUUCAGAGAAUGGCGUGACCGUAUUUACGUCACGGCCGGACACUCUUUUCAGUGUACAAUUUGUUGCACUUGCAUUGAACCAUCCCAUUGUUAAAGAGUGCUCAGAGAGAGAUCCCAAGUUGGCGGAAUACAUCGAACUUGCAAGUCUUGACGAGGAUCCGUUGUCCAAACUGGGAUAUCUUUUGAAAGAUGUGAAAGUCUCUUUGCCGAUUGAUAUCGACGGUUCUGCCAGUGAAACUUUUGACGUUCCUGUCUAUGUUGCACCUUAUGUCUUAGGGUCUUAUGGACACGGUGCUGUGAUGGGUUGCCCUGCUCAUGACGAGCGUGAUUUUGACUUUUGGGCUCUCCAUCAGCCCAACACACCAAUUCAGCCUACUGUUGGACCCGCUAAAGAGAGCGAAAUCGGGCAGCUUGAUGGCAUCUUUACCGGCAAGAACGGUAAACUCUAUGAUGCGUCAUUAUUGAAGAAUGGUGUUUCCUCUCUUGGAACUUUGAAAGGAAAAACUUCCAAAGAGGCUGGUCAGAAGAUCGUCGAAAUGUUGGAGAGGUCAGGAAAUGGCGGUAAAUCGGUUCAAUUCAAAAUUAGGGACUGGCUCAUCUCAAGACAGAGAUAUUGGGGUGCUCCGAUUCCUAUCGUCCACUGCGACUCUUGUGGUCCAGUCCCAGUACCAGAUGAAGACUUGCCCGUCUUGCUCCCCAAAAUCGAUGGAAAAAGCUUUGGUAGCGGCAAUCCUUUAGACAAGCUCGAAUCUUUCGUUAACACUACCUGCCCUUCUUGUGGGGGUCCCGGAAAACGUGAUACUGACACCAUGGACACCUUCAUUGACUCUUCAUGGUACUUUUUCAGAUAUCUUGAUGCGCAAAAUACAGAGAAACCUUUUGAUUACAAUAAGGCUACAAGUGGGAUGCCAGUGGAUAUUUACAUCGGCGGCGUUGAACACGCCAUUCUACACCUUCUUUACUCGCGGUUUAUCUCCAAAUUUUUGGGAGAUGCUGGCUUAUGGGACGGCAAGGCUUUCAACAACGAACCAAUCAAACGGUUAAUUACACAAGGUAUGGUUCACGGUAAGACUUACACCGAUCCCGAGACUGGUAAAUUUCUCAAGCCAGAAGAGUUGGACAUGACGGAGCCCAGCAAGCCGACAAUCAAAGAAACUGGUCAAACUCCCUCAGUGAGUUACGAGAAAAUGUCCAAAUCGAAGCACAACGGAGUUGACCCUGCUAAAUGCAUUGGAAAGUACGGCGCAGAUACUGUCAGGGCACACAUUUUAUUUUCAGCUCCCGUUUCAGACGAGCUCAAUUGGAAUGAAGACCAGAUCCAAGGGAUUGAAAGAUGGUUGAAAAAAGUUAUUAAUCUCAAGGAUGAAAUUAUCCGAAGCGUUAAUCAACUGGAGUACAAGUGCACCGGAGGCACGGAAUUCAAAGAUAUCGAGAUUUCAGGACAGAUACAACCAUCAAUUACCCUCUCUGACGACGAAUUAAAGGUUUACAACGAUAUUCGGUUCUACACCAGUAGGAUUGCAAAAUCUAUUGAUGUUGAUCUCUCGCUCAACACUAUUGUCUCCGACUUCAUGAAAAUGACCAAUGCUUUACAAUCUGCGGUCAAGCAGAAGACUAUCAAUCCAGCGGUUUUGCUCGAUGGAUAUGAGAAGUUAUUGGUUGUUAUGGCCCCAGUCACCCCAUCAGUGGCGGAAGAGUGUUGGGAAAUUUUGAGGAAAGGAAUCAAUAAACCAUUAGAGUCAAUAUUCGCCCAAUCGUUUCCCACAUCGCAGCCCAUCGCGUCACCAUACACCCAAUUCAACAUAUUCGUCAACGGAAAAGCUAGGCACUUUAUCAGGGCUCUCCGGACAUUGUCAUCCGAACCAGAGUCUGAGGUGCUCAAGGUUGCCUUAGCAGAGGAGCAAGUCAAGAAAUUCGUUGGCGACAAAGAUAUCAAAAAGCUCAUCAUUAAGGAUGGACUCAUCAGCAUAAUUACAUGUAAAUAG
Messenger RNA from Candidozyma pseudohaemuli, 4959 nucleotides. It is a transcript of the gene NAM2, whose product is annotated as leucine--tRNA ligase. The record is from RefSeq and is a predicted model, not a curated record. The transcript is spliced from 2 exons. Bases 1 to 4959 code for a protein of 1652 amino acids. Gene Ontology annotation, molecular function: leucine-tRNA ligase activity; ATP binding; aminoacyl-tRNA deacylase activity. NCBI's taxonomy places the organism in Eukaryota, Fungi, Ascomycota, Pichiomycetes, Serinales, Metschnikowiaceae. Gene Ontology annotation, cellular component: mitochondrion. Gene Ontology annotation, biological process: leucyl-tRNA aminoacylation; mitochondrial translation.